GCUGAUGGUCACACAUAUGAGCGUUCGGCAAUUGUACGAUGGGUCAAUGAACAUGGUACGAGUCCAUUAACUCGUCAACCGUUAAAUGUCGACGAGUUACAACCGGACGAUUACUUAAGAGUUCUUGCUGCACAAAGACGAAAAUCAAUCGAAUCCAAUGACUAUGACAUACAAUUGGAUCAAGUUGCGCAUCAAAACACAAAUUCAUUGAUAACUCACAACUACAACUUGAAUAACAAUCUAAUCAUUUCUACACAAGAACAAACGUUGCCAAACUAUGCAUUAGUUUCCACCUAUAGCAUCAGACAUCGUAAUGCACCUGAAAGUAGUUCAUGCUAUCGUAGUGGGUGUCUUGCGAUGAUCGUGGGGACAUUGGUAUUGGUUCACUUGUUGAUGUUUUUCUACGGCAUGGUUAGCGCGUAUAGUCGUUAUCUACCUGUAAAUCUGUAUUUUUCUAAUCUUAUUAGAUAUUUUUCAACUUAA
Adineta ricciae is the source of this 483-nucleotide messenger RNA. The record is from the annotation of a GenBank genome assembly. NCBI's taxonomy places the organism in Eukaryota, Metazoa, Rotifera, Eurotatoria, Adinetida, Adinetidae.